AUGCUGGAUGCCAUCGAGAACUCUCGUCUCCAGCGCCUCAAGGAGAAAAUCUCGCCCUACAUCUUUACAGCUGUGUGGCGUGCGGGUAAGUUGCUGUGCAUCCCAGAUGCAUUGUCUCGCGCCCCAGUCAGCCACCCCACACAGGAGGACGAGAUCUCGGGUGCUUCUUCCGCUGCUCAUCUUCGAACUGUCAUGGCUGUGAACGCCGUUACGCUUUCAGACGAGUCUCCAGCUCAGGAUCCCGACAGGAUACUUCAGGAUCUUCGUGACGCAGUGAAAGCAGAUCCUGCGUAUACUCAUCUACUCGAUUGUGUCACAUCAGGAUUUCCUCGCAACAGAUAUGACCUUCACAAUUCCUUACUUCCUUAUUGGAAACUACGUGAAGAUCUCUACGCCGAUGGUGACCUUGUCCUGUAUGGAGCAAGGGUUGUAGUUCCUGCCGCUCUCCGUCGUCGCACCUUGUCCCACUUGCAUGACAGCCACAGAGGUGUGGAAGCAACCAAGUGCAGAGCAAGGCAGUCAGUUUUCUGGCCUGGCAUUGACUCUGAUAUUGCCAACACAGUCAGAGCUUGUGAGGCAUGUCAAACAUUGCAGCCAUCUCAGCCGCAGGAACCUCUAAUGAAUGACGACAACCCGACAAGACCUUUCAAGUCCGUCUCAGCCGACUUCUUUGUUGUUGCAGGGAAGUCUUUCCUCGUCGUCGUCGAUCGCCUGUCAGGAUGGCCUGUUGUCGCACCCUGCCAAGGCGAUACUACCACUUCCAAUACUAUCAGGAUCUUCCGCCGCUAUUUCCGUGAAGUUGGUGUCCCCCUUCGCCUAAGGACAGAUGGAGGCCCCCAAUUCACCAGCGCAGAGUUCAAGGAUUUUAUGAAGCGAUGGGGAGUUUGA
Macrobrachium nipponense is the source of this 888-nucleotide messenger RNA. RefSeq lists its product as uncharacterized. The record is from RefSeq and is a predicted model, not a curated record. Lineage: Eukaryota; Metazoa; Arthropoda; Malacostraca; Decapoda; Palaemonidae. Gene Ontology annotation, biological process: DNA integration. The coding region runs from base 1 to 888 and encodes 295 amino acids. The transcript has a single exon. Gene Ontology annotation, molecular function: nucleic acid binding.